AUGCCCUCUCAGAGACUACAAUCUGAUCCUGCAAUGGGUAUGCGAAAUCAGAGCCUUGCCGGCCGAGGCCGGGGAUUGCCUUCCACAACCAAAUACCGAAGUGGGCAUUUGCCAUCUGGGGUGAUCCCAGUCUCUCGAGCUAUACCUGUCAAAGGUGGCGACAUUAAGUCUGGUUCAGACAUGGACACCAGCUCUGAUUCAGAAAUUGAGGCUUAUGGCUCAGUUGAGACGUCACCCCAAGAUGACAAAUAUACUAAUGGCAAACUGGGAAAAUUAUCUGGAAAUCAUGGGAGGCAGGCGAAGAGGGAUGCAGUGAUGCAGCCUAGUUUUUUGGAUGAUGAGGUCUCUCAUAUGACCAUGAACUCAGUUAGGAAUCCUGCUGCAUCCAGGAGUACCAGUAGCAGUGUAUCUGAUGAUACUUCGGAGGCUUACUAUUUUAAUGUUGACUUACAACCUAAAGUGAAGAUUGCCAAACAGGUUUCUCACGGUGUCCGAGUGCAAACUUACAAGUUGUCUAAUGGUGAAAUCCCUAGUGCUCCUCUGAUGACAGGCUCUGUUUUAGAAGUAAACCAAGUGCCUGAGCAAUUUGGGAUGGAAUUCAACAAUCAUUCUACUCGAUCAAAUGCAGCAGGUGUAUCAGCUCCUGGCAACAGAAAUUCUUUAGGUGACACUACAGAAGAAAUUAGUGAAGAACCUUUAAGGACUGCUGGAGUCUCUUCCCACUCCUUACCCGCAAAAGUCCCUACAUUUCAUGCAAGUGGGCUUGUAUCUUGGAGUGCUUUCAUUUCAUACGAUGCAUGUGUUCGGCUAUGCCUGCAUGCAUGGGCUAGUCAGUGUCCGGAAGCUCCUUUAUUCUUAGAGAAUGAAUGUGCAGUUCUGAGAAAUGCUUUCGGUUUGAAGCAUGUUUUACUACAACCGGAAGAAGAUCUCUUGAAGAAUAGAUCUUCAGAACUGGUCAGUGAGUCAGCUGGUAUAAAACCAAAGAAUACUUAUGGCAAGAUCAAAGUUCAAGUUCGGAAAGUGAAAAUGGGGCUAGAACCUCCCAUCGGAUGUAGUAUAGUAUCUUUCAAACCACCAAUGAAGAAACUGCAAUCUCUUCGGGGUCGGUUAUCCAGUAUGAAAUCCACUCUUUCUUCUGAGUGGGAAGUCUACAGGAAACUACGUGUUCCCCGACACAUGCCAUCGAAUGGUUCUCUUUCGCAUCAAAGCUUGGCUCUUGUGCAUGUUGGUACCCAAUAUGUAAAGGAACUGCCAGAGUUUUUCAGACUUGGUUUAACAGCUUUACGCAACCAUUCAGCAUCUUAUGAAAUGGUGCAAGAAACAUACUCUUGUUCGUUGAGAUUGAAAAGUUCUCCUGAAGAGGAAACCAUAAAAAUGCAGCCUGGAUCUGGAGAGACUCGUGUCUUCCUGCCUGAUGGCUUAGGCGAUGCUCUUAUUGUUGAAGUUCAUGAUUCGAAGAGGAAGUAUUGUGGACGAGUAGUUGCGCAGAUUGCUGAAAUUGUUGAUGACCCGGGAGACAAGCUUCGGUGGUGGUCUAUGUAUCAGGAGCCAGAUCAUAUACUUGUCGGCAGAGUGCAGUUGUACAUAAACUAUUCAACUAGUCCAGAUGAGAUGAAUCAUCUCAAGUGUGGUUCUGUUGCCGAGACUGUUGCAUAUGAUUUUGUCUUGGAGACAGCAAUGAAAGCUCAGAACUUUCAGCAGAGAAAUCUUUUGCUACAUGGUUCAUGGAAGUGGCUUGUAACUGAAUUUGCCACAUACUAUGGGGUGUCAGAUGCAUACACUAGGCUCAGAUAUCUUUUGUAUGUUAUGGAUGUUGCUACACCAACUGCAGAUUGUUUAGAGUUGGUGCACGAUCUACUAUCACCAGUUGUCUUGAGAAGCAAAAGUAAAGGGUCUCUUAGCCACCAAGAGAACCGAAUGCUGGGAGAUGUUUCUGAUCAAAUUGAGCAGAUUCUUUCUUUGGUGUUUGAAAACUACAAGUCGUUAGAUGAGGCAUCGCCUUCAGGCAUAGCUGAGGUUUUUACAUCAGCUACUAGAGUUGCUGCUCCUGCUCUGGUACCCGCACUGAAGCUAUACAAGCUUCUGAAUGAUAUUCUCUUGCCUGAGGCACAAUCUAAGCUCUGCAGAUACUUUCAGAUUGCAGCAAAAAAGAGAUGUAAGAGGCACCUGGCAGAAACAGAGGAGUUCAUUUCCAACAAUAAUGCGAACAAUCUAUUGGAUCCAGUGGCUUUUUCUACCGCGUAUCAGAAAAUGAAGUCUGUUUGUUUAAAUAUCAAACACGAAAUCUUCACAGAUAUAGAAAUACACAAUCAGCAUAUACUCCCCAGUUUCCUAGAUCUUCCAAACCUGUCUGCGUCAAUAUAUAGUGCUGACCUCAACACUAGAUUGCGAGCAUUUCUGUUUGCAUGUACUCCAAGUGGUCCACAGACGUCCGUGACAGAACUUGUAAUUGCAACAUCUGAUUUUCAGAGGGAUCUUGCCUCGUGGAACCUUAAGGUUAUUAAAGCCGGAGUAAAUGCUAAAGAGUUGUUUCACUUGUAUAUAAACCUCUGGAUCCAGGAGAAACGCCUUGCCCUCCUUGAAUUAUGCAAGCCUGAUAAGGUGAAAUGGUCCAGCAUCCAGACACAAGAUUCCACGUCUCCUUUUGUGGAUGAGAUCUAUGAUCAGCUCAAGGAGACGCUCAAGGAGUAUGAUGUUAUCAUCAGUCGUUGGCCAGAAUAUACCAUUCAGUUGGAAAGUGCCAUGGCAGAUGUAGAAAAGACAGUUGUGGAGACUAUGGAAAAACAGUAUGCAGAUGUAUUGUCACCGUUGAAAGAGCACUCAAUGCCCAUUAAAUUAGGAAUCAAAUACGUUCAGAAAAUAUCCAAGGGCAACCAAAGUGCUUAUAGUGUUUCCACAGAGUUGGGGAUCUUUCUAAACUCCAUGAAAAGGGUUCUUGAUGUUUUGCGUCCUCCAUUAGAAUCCCAGAUAAAAUUGUGGGGAUCUUGCAUCCCAGAUGGUGGGAGUGUAGUUGCAGGUGAGCACAUGGGCGAAGUAACAGUUAUGCUGAGGACAAAAUUGAGGAUCUUUCUUCAAUCAAUCACGGAGAAACUCGUGGAAAAUACCCGACUGCAAACGCCUACAAAGUUAAAGAAAAUAAUCCAGGAUGCAAAGGAGAAUGUAAUGGAAUCGGAUAUCCGAAGCAGCAUGCUACCUUUGAAGGAGUUAAUCAUAAAGAUGAUCGAUCAACUUCACUCCGUAUUUGAUCCCCAGGUGUUCAUAAUUUUAACUAGAGGUUUUUGGGAUCGGAUGGGACAGGAUGUGCUUAAGUUUCUAGCGGAGAAGAAAGAAAACCGGUCCUGGUACAAGGCCUCACGAGUUGCAGUAUCAGUUUUGGAUGAAACGUUUGCAUCACAGAUGCAACAAUUGCUGGGCAAUGCACUGCAGGAAAAGGACUUGGAACCGCCAAGAUCAAUUUUGGAAGUGAGAUCGAUGCUUUGCAAGGAUUCAGUGAACCACAAGGAUAGCAAUUAUUUAUACUGA
This is a messenger RNA of Oldenlandia corymbosa var. corymbosa, 3522 nucleotides long. The record is from the annotation of a GenBank genome assembly. NCBI's taxonomy places the organism in Eukaryota, Viridiplantae, Streptophyta, Magnoliopsida, Gentianales, Rubiaceae.